Molecule: messenger RNA, 750 nt
Organism: Staurois parvus
Lineage: Eukaryota; Metazoa; Chordata; Amphibia; Anura; Ranidae
Source: the annotation of a GenBank genome assembly
AUGUCGGUGGUCAAGUCUACACAUAACCCGUUAUCCCACUCUGAUCAGCAUCCCUGGUUCCCUCCUAUGGGAAAUGUUUUUCACAAAAAAACGUUCGCCUUCUGGCCAGGGAUAGCAAAGGUCGCUAUUUUUUUAGACCGAGAUGGAUUUCUCUUUCGAUACGUCUUGGAUUAUUUGAGAGACCAACAACUAGUGCUUCCAGAACAUUUUCCCGAAAGAAGUAGAUUGCAGAGGGAGGCCGAGUACUUUAAGCUCCCAGAAUUAGUCAAAAUCUUGGCACCAAAAAUCAGCAAUGACUCGGAAGACCAAUCGCCCAGUAUUGAGAUUGGCAGGAACCUAACAUCUUUUGAUACUCUUCUUGCAACAGGGAACCAAUCCAUUUCAGACCUUCAUAGGUCCGGUUUCAUAACUCUAGGUUACCGUGGCUCCUACACUCUAGGAAGAGACAGUCAAACAGAUGCCAAAUUCAGAAGGGUAGCAAGAAUAAUGGUAUGUGGAAAGACAUCACUCGCUAAGGAAGUCUUUGGAGAUACCCUAAACGAGAGCCGGGAUCCAGAUCGACCCCCCGAAAGAUAUACCUCUAGGUACUACCUGAAGUUUACUUUUCUGGAACAAGCGUUUGAUAGGUUGGCAGAUGCUGGAUUUCAUAUGGUGGCGUGUAACUCUACUGGAACAUGCUCCUUUAUGCACGAUCUAACAGAUGACAAGAUCUGGACAUCUUACACCGAAUACGUUUUUUACCGUGAGUGA